Thunnus maccoyii (southern bluefin tuna) is the source of this 1731-nucleotide messenger RNA. RefSeq names its product glyoxalase domain containing 4 (gene glod4). The transcript is spliced from 10 exons. NCBI's taxonomy places the organism in Eukaryota, Metazoa, Chordata, Actinopteri, Scombriformes, Scombridae. The record is from RefSeq and is a predicted model, not a curated record. The coding region runs from base 123 to 1019 and encodes 298 amino acids.
UGGACGUAACUAUGAGCGACGAUCAUUUAAAAUGAUAGAGACAACAUUUUACUCUCACAGAAAUCGAUCACCAGGAAGCUUAAUCGCGCCCUGCACAGACAUCACAAUAUCCAUCGAACAACAUGGCUUUGAGGCGAGCUCUGCACUUUGUCUUCAAAGUUGGUGACAGGAACAAAACAGCCACAUUUUACCGAGAUGUGCUGGGAAUGAAGGUUUUACGCCAUGAAGAGUUUGAGGAAGGUUGCAAAGCUACGUGUAAUGGGCCCUACGAUGGAAAAUGGAGCAAGACAAUGGUUGGCUUUGGGCCAGAAGAUGAUCAUUUUGUAGCUGAGUUGACAUACAAUUAUGGGGUUGGAGAGUAUCAACUCGGCAAUGACUUCUUGGGGCUCACUCUGCAGUCAAGCCAAGCUGUCAGCAAUGCUAAACGUCUGGGAUGGCCUCUCACUGAGGUAGGAGAAGCUCUGUACCUGACACAGGCUCCAGGAGGGUAUCCCUUCUACCUGGUGGACGAAGAGCAGCCUCCCAAUGACCCUGUGCAGAAGGUUUGUCUCGGAGUAUCAGACCUCCAGAGAUCAACCCACUAUUGGACUGCACUCUUGGGAAUGAAGGUGGUGGAAAAGAAUGAGGACAAGAAAACAGUGCUGAUGGGAUUUGGAGACACUCAAUGUAAGCUGGAGCUUCACGAUAUCAGUGGGACCGUAGAUCAUGGAACAGCAUUUGGGAGAAUAGCAUUUUCAUGCCCAAGGGAGCAACUGCCUGACCUCGAAGCCUUGAUGAAAAAGGAAAAUCAGAAAAUUCUCACACCAUUAGUCAGCUUGGACACUCCUGGCAAAGCUAGAGUAGAAGUGGUUAUUUUGGCUGACCCAGACAGCCAUGAGAUUUGCUUUGUGGGAGAUGAAGCAUUCAGGCAGCUGUCCAUGGUGGAUCCCAGAGGAAAUGAAUUGCUUGAUAAGGCUAUGGCGGAAGAUAAAAGCGCCGAAUGGUUUGCCAAACACAACAGACAGAAAGCUGCUGCUUGAGAUGAAGAGGCCUGCCUGCAAAACUGAGCACCAUCAAUUUCUCACUAGUUCAUGAGAGAUUCUGUACAAGGCACCUGUAGUGUAAAUCUUCUUCUUGUAACGUCAACUCAAUUAUGCUUUGGCUUGCAGUGUAAGAUUUAUUUUCUUGAAGCAUGCUGUGAGGCGCAGUUGUAUUGACAGCACUUAGUAAAAGGACCAUUUGUUCAUUUUGAUCAAUUUUCAGUCCAAUUGAUUAUAAAUUAAAUAUAAUGCGACUUGAUCUUAAAGCCAAUAAGUAACUGAACUGUUUGGAGGGCCCUAAUGGAAAUUGCUGCAGGGCCCCAAUUAAUCCCCACCAACCACCCUCUGUGCAUUGUGUAUGUAUGAACCACCAUUCCUAUGCAAGGCUGGAUUACUAACCAGGGAGAGCAUCGAAAAACUGUACACAUUGUACAAAGGCUUAAUAGGGACCCAGGAACUCAUUUUGCUCCAGGGCAAGACCAUGAUCCUACUCUGGAGUAAUACUACCCAUCCCCAACAUUUUCUAUUCUCAGCUUGUUGGUGAUCAUUUGUAGUUUGUAGAUAGUAAUAUAAGGCCUAUCUUUGUUGAUAUUGCACUUUAGUGGUGAAACUCCUUUACAAAUUUGCAGUUAGGAUGCAGGAUAGGUUCACAAUUUUUCAAAUAUGUCUUUAAAACAACAGUCAGGUUCCCAAUGAACACUAAAAGAGGUUU